This is a messenger RNA of Symbiodinium necroappetens, 375 nucleotides long. NCBI's taxonomy places the organism in Eukaryota, Dinophyceae, Suessiales, Symbiodiniaceae. The record is from the annotation of a GenBank genome assembly.
AUGCUGGCAUUUGCCUCGCAUUGGCUGCCGUAUCGCCUGCUGCUUCUUGCAGCACUGGGCCCGGGCAGAACGCAGGCCUCUGGCUCCUGCGGCAAUGUGGCUGCGAGCUACAGUUCUUCCUUGCUGCAGACAGGUGCUGCAGCUGAAGAGCUCCAGCGAGUGCACGCGAGACACAGAUCAACAUUACAAGCUGCAUUGUCGCUGACAGACUGGGUGAGCUUGGUCCUGCUCGUCUCGAUCAUCGCCUUCGUGAUCUACUUGCUGUGGAACUCUUCUCGAGCUCCGCCGGAGCCGAGAAAGGAUGCCGUCGGCAGCCAGGUAAUGCGCGAGGAGCACAGUGGCUAUUCUCGCAGAGGUGGGCAGACUUGCUGCUGA